This is a messenger RNA of Phycodurus eques (leafy seadragon), 6395 nucleotides long. RefSeq names its product tRNA (32-2'-O)-methyltransferase regulator THADA. Gene Ontology annotation, cellular component: cytosol. The transcript has 31 exons. Gene Ontology annotation, biological process: tRNA methylation. The record is from RefSeq and is a predicted model, not a curated record. NCBI's taxonomy places the organism in Eukaryota, Metazoa, Chordata, Actinopteri, Syngnathiformes, Syngnathidae. Bases 49 to 5622 code for a protein of 1857 amino acids.
GCAGCUAGCUAAACUGGGUUGUUUUGAAUCCCACGUGAGGCAGCAGCAAUGUUGUCUUUUGACGAACUUCUGACAAGUCUGCAAAUGUGUGUCAUCGCCGAGAACCAAACGAAUGAAAAUGGAAACCAAACUCUUCAGCUCUUUUUCGAUAAGCUGUCGGAGUGCUCCAGGAGCGACGUUAAAAGGAGCAAGGAGCGCCAUUUGGAGAAGGCUACCCAACUGUUGAAGACGGUCAAGCUCGAUGCCUUGGAGCCUGAUCACCUCCAGCUUCUCGUCCGACUUCUCGUCUCCUUGCAGCUGCAGAUGGUCCACAUCUCCACAACCUGCAGAAAAGUGGACCAGAUGUUGCAUCAUCUGGCGAAGGUGGACCAUCAACUGGUGUUUGGAGAAACCCAAGUCUUUUUGAGCUCUAUAGUUCACUCAGAGCAGAUAUUCACUCAAGAAGACCUUCAGAGAGCCUGUAUGUUCCUGGAGGAUAGCGCUGUGGGCCGUGAUGUGUGGCGGGAGCUCUGUCCUUCCUUUCUGGACAAAUUAGCUCAAUUCUUCCCUUUAAUACUGCAACAAGAGUCCCUGCGAGAUGGGCAGCUGUGUUAUCUUGCUGUGAAGGUGUGCCUCCAGAUAUUUCAGCUAUUGUCGAGACAGGUGUCUUUUGCAGUAUGGGAAAAGGAAGAGAGGAGCCCAGCCAUGCAGAAAAUCUUGCAGGCUCUGGCUGAAAUAAUGUUUGGAGAGAGCAGCAACAGAGACACUCGUCUUCUGGCGGGGACCGCCGUGGCCAUGCUCAUCAACACGGCAUCUGAGCGCAGCGCCGGCGCAGCGGCUGCCUGGAGUCUUUUCCAGAGCUCUCAUUCAGAGCCGUGGCUGCUGACAGUGGGGGCCCUUCAGGUGCAGUGUUGCCCCACGUCGCUGGGCGGAGUGGGUCAGCUGGCGAUGAGCAGGGGCCUCCUGACGUGCUGUCACCCUCACAUAUUGCUCAGUUCACGUCUAGCGGGCGCAGAGGGCAGCUUACUGCUGGAUGCUUUGUUUCCUCUGCUUUAUGAUUUGUGUGAGGAGAAGCUGAAUUGUCUCUACCUUUCCUUUGAGGUGUUCACACUGUGGCUGAAGAAGGUCAAAGAAUGUGUGUCUGAUAUCUGGAAGAUGACGGGUGGCCGUCUUCUGCCUGACGGUAGCAGCCUGCAGCAACAGCUCUGUUCUAUUAUUUGGACCAGCGCUGAAAGUCCAGUGGAAGGUGUGUCCGACUGUGCCCGUGUCACCUUGAGCUUGUUUUUGGACCUCUAUGAUGUGGACUGUGAGCAGUUUGGUGACAAGAAGCCUCUUUAUUUGGCUCUACUGCAACGAAUUAUCCAACUCCCAUGGGAAUCCAAAGCCAAAUACCAGCACCUCUGUGCUCUUCUUCCAUAUUUGGGAACCGACACGGUGCUGGAUCAGUAUGCUGAAAUUCCAAAUCACCUCCUGAAGUGCAUGUCAAAUGAUCACCUGUGUCCUUGCGGGUCAGAACUUUACAAGUGUCUGAUCCAGCAGCAGAGAAGAGAACUUUGCGGUGACUCUCCAAAGUCGGUUUCGGAGUCAGAUCUGGCCAGUCGGUGGGCUGGACGAUGGCUUCCUGUCCUUCUUGAAGCGCUGACCUCACAUUUAGUUAUUCUUCAGAGCAACAGCUCGACACAUUUACUCUCCUGUACGUUCCAAGUCUUCCCCUCCGCUGUGGAGCCUCUGCUGGCCUCCCUGGACCCGUACUCACCAGGCCACCUCUGCUCCUGGGCCUUCAUUAUGAGUAGCUACCGCGCCGUGACUGGGGGCUCUCCCUGGUCUCUGCAGGGGAGCUGUUCCCUGGAAAUCCUCCAACUCGCCCUGGGCUCUGCAGAUGACAAAGUUCGACUUGCUGCUCUCAACCUCCUGAAUUGCAGCCCCAAGACCAGAGAGACUCCAACACCAGAAGAACUGUCAGUAAUGAGGACCUUCAUUCCUCAGAACCUAAACUCAGAGUCCUCGCUUUUUCGCCAGCAUUUUCAAGCAUCAGUGAGGAGAUUCUUGGUUCGGAUCCGAGAUGGCUGCUUGGCACACAUCAAACAACAGAAGGGCAAGGGGGACACCGGCCAGAUGGAAAGCUCACAGCAAAUACUGGCCCUGGGAAUCGGAUUUGUGGACUGGUUGAGUCAGCUGGUCUGCUGCAGUCUGACACCAGAUCACAGUUACCAGAGGAAGAAGACGGCCUUACUGUUGCUGUCAGCCCUGCUGGAGACGUGCACAGAUACAUGGAGCCCCGACAAGAAAAAGGGACAACCACCCGUGAACAUGGGAUCUCUCAUUAACUGUGCCAGGUUGAGAGGACAGUGGGACUUCUUCUCCAGAAGAAAGCUGCUGGUUCUCAUCAGCUGUUUGGAAGAUUCCACGAAUGAGAUUCGUGAACUUUCAGCAGGAUUAUUGGUGAGAUUCUUCCCUUCUGUCCUACCUGCCGACGUCGCUGCUGCUGUGCUUACUCGUGCCAAGCAGCUUGUGUGCAAUCCUCGCGUCCAGCAGGCCCAGAUGGGGGCGCUAAUGAUGAAGGUGCUCCAUCACAAAUGGCAAGGCCUUCCUGAAGAUUGCAAACUAAACAGUGCCAUCAGUGUCAGUAGUGCCCAUAACAUAAAGACCUCCAGCUUAGUUAGAUUCCUUGUGAAGGAGCUUGAGAAUCACUACGUUACAGCCAAAGCCCACGUGAUGCUCGCUGCCAGAACCAAGCCUGUUCAUGGUGUUCUGAGCGCCCUACAGAAAUGUUUGUUGGAGGACACAUGCAGCAUCUGUGAUUCACUUGGUCCCGCACUGACCACUAAGCUGCUGAGCCUGCUAAAAAACAUCUCAAUACUUCUGCUCGGCGUAUUACACGGACACCAGGAUUUUGAACGUGAUGCUCCCCCUUCCUUCUGUGAUAUGGGCAACGCCAUCAAUUCUCUGAUUGCCAACUCAUCUGGAGGAAACCAAGAAGAUGGAGGAGAGGAGUGUGUCUUGUUGUCUGAGGAACACAGCCUUGUUCUCACCUGCUGCUGGGUUUCACUCAAGGAAACAGGAAUCCUUUUAGGUUCUCUUGUGGAGAGGAUUCUUUCUGAAUCCAAGCCUGAUGCAUGCUUUCUAACAAAGCAACAUCUAGAAACUGCGUCAGAUAUUUUUAGAAAUAUUCUCCUCAAAUGCCGUCACUGGGGGGCAGUAGAGGGAUGUUGUGUGGGCUUCACCAGAUUCUGUUCAGCUCUGCUCAGGGCCAGUGAUCCUGAGCUCAGGGAUAUCCCAUCUCAAAUGCUCCAACAAGCAUUACAAGUAGUGCAGUCUCCUAGUUGGACUUCCGUCACACGGCGGGCUGCUGGAUUGCCUAUGCUCAUCCUUUGUGUUGUUUCUGCAGAGGAGGCCAGUAAAGCACGGCCCCUCUUAGCACAUAGCAUGCAAACCUUACUGGACACAGCUGGAAUCCCCCUUCCUGAGAAGUGGGACCAGACGCUGGACCUCCCACAGGUGUGUGCAGUUCACACUCUUCAGGCUCUGGUGCGUGGAUCGGGGCUGGGUGUCGCCAUCCUUCAGUUUGUGCCCAACAUAACUAUUUUGGCUCUCACUAUGCUCAGUUCUCCCUGCUGGGCCAUGAGAAAUGCAGCCCUGCAGCUUUACAGUUCUCUUUGCUCACGGAUGCUCGGUCAGAGGCCCGGCAGUGAGGGUGGGACUAAACGUGGCAUGUCCCCCCACGCCUUUUUCCACCACUAUUCCAAGCUCCAACCCUUCCUCCUUGAGGAACUCCGAGAGACCGCUUGUGACCUUCAGUGUGUACCUGAGGAGGCCAGGCUCCGUCUUCAGCCAUCGCUCUACCCGAUCCUGACUCUUUUAUCCCAGCUCCAGCCUGGCGUCCAGGACUCGGCAAACAGAACCUUAGCAGACUUCCUGCCUCCUUUGCUUCAGCUCUCUGCCAGUCCCAUUUACAGCGUGAGAGUGAUGGCUUCUAAGGCGCUGGUCGCCAUGACUCCCCCCUCAGAGUACAUGAACAUCCUCAUCAAUCUGACGGCCCGGUUGCCCUGCACACCGGCGCGCUGCUGUCACAACUGGCUCCACGGGCAACUGCUGCACAUGAAAGCUCUCCUGGACAGAGCUCUCGGCAAAGACUGCUGUGUGCCUCCAGCAGAGGUUCAAGAAGUGGUGCGCGCUGUGGAGGAAUCGGUGUGGCUCGCCACAGAUGCUCAGCGCUGCCCGCUGGUGAGAGCGGCAUAUGUCGCUGUGGUGGAGUCACUGGGAAGAUUGUGCAGCCAGAGUUUUCUGUCAAAGCUCUUUGACGUUCUCAUACGUGAGCUACGUACACCUCAACAGGGCCUUCAGGUUGGCUUGUCUUCCUUCCAUCAACGAGCCAUCCAGUUUCUCUGUGCCGACCCCAAGUGGGCGUGUGGCAUCUUGGAAGGUUUUACAGCAGCGAGCUGUGAUCUGAAGCUGGCGUUGGUCACGUGGGUGGUGGAGGACCAUGCUUCACUCAGCACCCACUUGAAAGAAUUGAUCCAGAGUGUGCUGCAGUCCAGUCUGAAGGAGGCAUCGUUGAGCCCCAUCGAGGAGUACCGCAGGGCCCACUUGGCAGCCUUGGUAGCAGUGAUGGGCCGAGGGGAUUCGCCUCCUCCACCGGGCCCGCUUGAGGAAUCCGUUCUUCUGGAGUGUCUGGAUAUGUUAUUGAGGGACCUGGAGGAUCAGAGAGGCGGGUCGGAGUUCUUGUCCCAGGCUCUGCAUGCUGCAAGCCUCCUGCUUUCCCAGUGUUUUCAGAAUUCUGUAAUCCAACGCUGGUGUGGUGUCUUGGAGUCUUGCCAGUCCCCCGAUGUUGCUGAAGUUCAGAGGAUAGCUUGUGCCGAAGCUCUGUGUGUGGCUGGCCUUCCCCUAAUGAGCCACAAUCUCAUUCCUCCAACUGUCAUGAUCAAGUUGCUGAGCACCUGCCUGUACUUGCUGCAGGACCAAAGCCAACUGGUGAGGUUGAAAGCAGCCCGCUUCAUCGCCAUGCUGCAUCACGUCAGAGGAGGAGGAGGAGGAGGAGGAGGAGGCCAGAAGCGCAUCUACCUCAUGCAGGUCAACCUGGCUGUACCGUUUCUGCUGGAUCUGUUGCUGGAGGAGUGCUGGGACACACCAAGAACAUUGGAGGUGCUUCUGUGUCAUGUGCCUCACUCUGACCUGAGAUCUGUUCUGAGAGAGGCAGCGGACACUGGGUGCGGAGGGCUCUAUGAGCAGGACGACGCCAACGUGUUUGCCGAGCCCUCAGUGAUGUGUGCACACGUGUUGCCCUACCUGCUGCUCAUGGCGGAAAAGUACUCUGAAUCUUCAGUGAUGGCACAGAGCCUCAGCACAUGGGCGGAGGAGAACGCUGCUCUGCUGCUAGACAACCUCACACUGUGCAAAGACAUCCAGCCAGCCGAGACGCUGCCGCUCCUCACGGACGCCCGGUUCCACCGCACGCUUUGCGGCCUGCUAACCAGAGCCACCUUCCUUCUCCGCCUUUCCAAAACGUGUGACCGUGUGCAACACCUUUGCGAUCCUUCGGCCCUGCACGUGACUUUAAAGGAUGUUCGCGGUCGUCUGAGUCAGCAAGGUGUCCACUUGAGCUCCUCUCUAGAAUCUUCUGAGCCGAGAGACGUCACACCAUAGACUCUCGAUGAAAAGAUAACUGGGGAAAUCGGUAUGUGGAUGUUCGAGGUAGGCCUUAAUGCUGAAUGCGCCGGGCACAUGCUGCUGCUGCUGCACGUCAUGUUUACAGUGACUGUGAAUGGACUUGAUGAAGAUAGAAGGUAAGCAAGCUUACUGUGUAACAAAUAUGUUACACAUUUCUGAAAGGUCUUUAUCCAUUCGCUCAUUUUCUGAUGACAGAGCAGACAUGUUAAACUGGACAACAUCCAACUACACACACAAUAUGAUGACAAUUACAGAAAAAAAGUAUAAAUAUUUGUGUUCUGCGGAAGGGUAUCGCUGCCACACCAGCAAAAAUUAAAAGUGUUCAGUUUCACGUUAUAACGUGGUAAGUGUCACGUUAUCAUGUUAAAACAUAAUAAAUUUGACUUCCGCCUUUGGCCAACCAAACCAAAGCAAUUUCUUCCGGUUCAGGUCACUGGUGGAGUCUUUUUGUGUGUGUGUGUGUGUGUGUGUCUUACAGUGUAUAGCAAAGUUACUAGCUAUAUGUAAGUAUAGUUAAGGUAGAGGCCAUGUCUGUGUCUGCUUGUCCUUAACUCCACCUUAGAAGGAUGUGAUCGUCCACAGGAGUUUUCCGCGAGACCAACUUUUUCACAUUAUAUUGUGAAACUAACUGAACCUUUUUUUUUUUUUUCCUGGUCUGGCAGCAAUACACUUCUGCAGUAUUCUGCAACUAUCCACUGUUUGAAGAAAGCCCAAAUGCCAAUUGUAAUGUCACUCAAAACAUCACACAA